AUGGCCCCUGCAGCGACCACUUUUGAACCCCAGCAAAGACUUGUUUGUGGAUGUGUUCAUGGCUGGCUUUCAAGACGCGGUGAUUUCGUUCUUCGAGAAGUCGGUCUGGACAGGACAUACGGAACCGUUGUGUUUUGGAAACCGGAGGAUAUUAUCUAUUUCGACGGUCUGUACUUUUACUUCUGCUAUCGCAUCAUCAUUGGAUACAGUAUCGUAUGCUCAGUUGAAUGCGGGCCAGCCAUAUUUCGUGAUGUGGUCACUCAUCGCAAUCGAAACCAUGAUAACCAGAUGGAAGACUUUUAUGGUGGGACAUGCGCUGGAUGGAAUGCGAUACUUGACAUCCUCAACUCCCCAGAUGAAGUCGGCGAGCCAAUUGACUCAAACGAGGUAGCCACAAAUAAUCUGGAGAUAAUCCAAAGUACGCCAAGCGACUUGAACAUCGUCCCCGAGCUCCUUUCCUUCAGAGGGAGGGCGGAUGCUCAUCUCGCAAAUGAGUGA
Molecule: messenger RNA, 498 nt
Organism: Penicillium waksmanii
Lineage: Eukaryota; Fungi; Ascomycota; Eurotiomycetes; Eurotiales; Aspergillaceae
Product: potassium channel
Exons: 1
Coding region: 1-498 (165 amino acids)
Source: RefSeq, a predicted model, not a curated record